Messenger RNA from Formica exsecta, 1614 nucleotides. It is a transcript of the gene Tango11, whose product is annotated as transport and Golgi organization protein 11. The coding region runs from base 227 to 913 and encodes 228 amino acids. NCBI's taxonomy places the organism in Eukaryota, Metazoa, Arthropoda, Insecta, Hymenoptera, Formicidae. The record is from RefSeq and is a predicted model, not a curated record. The transcript is spliced from 5 exons.
UCGGAGCGGUGGUUUUAUGUUUAACGGACAGCGAGACGCGAGAGGGUAAAUAUUCUCUUACUUUGGAAUAUUCGCGUAGUGAUACUUCUGAUCAGUCUUGAGUUCAUCGUUUAAGAUCCUGCAUUAAUUCGUGAUUGUCUUUUUAUCGACGAUAAAGUUUCUAAUCGAAGAGAACUUCGAAAUUCGAGAAUGAUUCGUAUAACCAUACAACUAACAUUCAUCAUGGAUGAUUAUAAUGUCGAAGACGCACAGUCCAACACAUUUUAAUGGAGAAGUAGACAGUAUUUAUUAUCCAGACUUUAGUGUGGAUAUUAAUAAGCAGAUGCGAGUCCCUAAAAGCAUUCGCGUAAACGGGGAUUACGGAGAGCAAGAUAGUGCCGUUACAAAUACGACGUGGAAUCAGAUGUCUGGUACGGAGAAGCUUGAAAUGCAUGUGCCAGAAAGGAUUCUUGUCGUCGGACAAGAACAGCAUGUUGGUACCAAGGCGCCACCACCAGAAAUUGUUUUAGAAAAUGCUGUUAUGCGUACCGAGCCUGCUAUAGUCAGAGUACAGACUCCUCCAAGAAUUUUGACUCUGGACAAUCAUUACUUCCCAGCGGUGGAUGAAGAAGAGCUUCUGUCACAUGUCGACGAAAUUGUAAAUCCGGUGAAUGUCAGACCCAGGACAUACAAUACAGAAACGCAGAUAGUGAAACAUGUCAGAGAACCAACUCCCUCUUACAAUGCUCUCGAUGUAUCUCUGCCACCCAGUGAAGAAGUUCAACACUUACGUCGUCAAGUAGGUAAAUUGAAUCGCAGAGUGAUGGCGCUCGAAUUAGACAUGCUGCAUCGUCAGCAGAGAGACAGGAUCUUGUAUAUUGCGACUAUAGCGUAUUUUAUUUUGAAAACCUUCUCCUGGUUAACCAGAAACUGAGCUAUCGAUUGAAAAAGAGGGAGGAAGGAAAGAAAGAUAUUUCAGAGAUGUGUUUGUUUUGCUGGAAGAGGCAAUGUUUUUUAACCAGAAUCCUGUAUUCUUGCUGUAAGAAAGUAUAACCAAAGUCUUUUUAUCACAGUCUUGUAAGAUUAGUUGUCAAGAUAGAGAUGAAGGACGUAUAUAAUACAGGAUAGGUGUGCGUGAGUUUCUAACGCUAGUAGAUAGACAGAUGACGCGCGAAAUGCAUUGAAAAUGACGAUCGAUUGUCUUUGCUGCAUUAAAAGUAAAUCUGGCUUUAAAAGAACGUGUAUGUAUUGUAUUAGGUUUGACAAUAUAUAUAUAUGUAUAUGUUAUUGUUAAUGUAUAUACAGCAAUUUGCGAAACUCUAAUAAAUUGGAUUAAUUUUCAUAUAAUAUAAAUGUAGAAAUGUAGCACGAGUUAUAUUCGUCGAAAUGCGCAUCGAUCUAACUUAUUGUUAGUUUCCUUUCUCAGUAUUAAUGAAGUGUUUACGAAACAAUUUAUUUUUGUCGCAUGCGAUAUCGUGAAAAUUAUCUAUGCUUAUCUGAGCAUCUUAUCUGAAUCGAUGAUUUACUUUAACGAUAUAUAGUUGCGUUUUCUCUGUGGCCAUAGUAUUUGGAAUUGUAAUCUUGUCCAACGUAUAUUGCGAUUAAUAAAAUCAAUAAAGUUAUUACAUUAUAUAU